Messenger RNA from Gastrolobium bilobum, 2170 nucleotides. Its product is annotated as inactive receptor-like serine/threonine-protein kinase At2g40270. The transcript has 9 exons. Bases 1 to 2157 code for a protein of 718 amino acids. Gene Ontology annotation, biological process: protein phosphorylation. The record is from RefSeq and is a predicted model, not a curated record. Gene Ontology annotation, molecular function: ATP binding; protein kinase activity. NCBI's taxonomy places the organism in Eukaryota, Viridiplantae, Streptophyta, Magnoliopsida, Fabales, Fabaceae.
AUGAAAGAAGCGUGGAGAUUCAUGACUUGGUUAAAGCUCUGUCGCAUGGUGAUGUUUGUGGUGGUGGUGUCUUUAUUCCCGUUGAGCAUGAAACACGCUCAGUGUUCGACUCUGAACAGCGAAGGGUUGGCGUUGCAAAGGAUGAAGGAGAGGGUGGUGAGAGACCCAUCAGGGGCUUUAUCGAGUUGGAAUGGCGAAGAAGGAGUCAUUGAUCCAUGCUUGUGGUUUGGAGUGGAGUGCUUCAAUGGCAAUGUUGUCACCUUGGAUUUGAAAGAUCUAUGUCUUCACGGAACACUAGCACCUGAAAUUGGGAAGCUGGUUCACAUAAAAUCAAUCAUUUUGCGAAACAAUUCUUUCUUCGGAGAUAUCCCUAAGGAGAUACUACAAUUAGAGGAACUGGAAGUUCUUGAUUUGGGAUAUAACAACUUUAGUGGAUCAUUUCCUUCUGAUGACCUUGGCAACAAUCUAUCCCUGACCACCCUUUUAUUGGACAACAAUGACUAUCUUGUCAACUUAACUCCAGAAGUGUAUAAUCUUAAGAUGAUUUCUGAAUUGCAUGUACAUGAAGAACAACUAACUGGUGUUGCACCCACUAGAGAAGCAUGUAUUUUGCUUUCUGCUUGUGACAGGCACAUUGGCCAGCAUGGAGAUAUAGUAGCACACAUGCGGCAACUUCUCCAAGUUGAAAAUGCUGCUAACUCACCCAAAACUAAGAAGGAUGAUAAUAAAGAGACUAUUUCACCAUCACCAUCAUCUUUUCCCACUUCAUUAUCACCAGUUUCUGAGCCUUUCUCACCAUCACCAUCAAUAGUUUCACCAUCAGAAAGUCCUUCAAAUUCACCAACAACAUCAUUUUUUCCCUCACCACUAAGAUCUCCUAUAGUUUCCCCUUCACCAUCACCCUCUCCCUCCAGUAUCUUUUUCACUUUUCCACCCUCACCUUCACCUGUGGUAGCACCAACUCCAGACAUAACAUCUCCAGCAAAUCCACCUACUAUUGCAUCAACACCAUCACAUUCCCCUGCUUCAUCAUCAAACCAAGGGAAUUCAAACAGUUCAAACCCAAAGCAUCAUUCUGUGAUUAUUUGGUCCACAGUUGGGAGCUUCUCCUUCUUGAUUUUGGUGUCUGCCAUUUUCCUUUGCUUCAGAAAUAAUAAAGUUGUAACUGUGAAACCUUGGGCCACAGGGUUGAGUGGCCAGUUGCAGAGAGCAUUUGUAACAGGUGUUCCAAGUCUGAAACGAGCAGAACUAGAAGCAGCUUGUGAAGAUUUCAGCAACAUAAUUGGUUCUCAGCCAGAGGGGACUGUUUAUAAGGGGACUCUCUCCAGUGGAGUUGAGAUAGCUGUAGCAUCCUCUGCAGUGACUUCAUCUCAAAACUGGUCAAAAGAUAUGGAAGCUCAAUUCCGAAAGAAGAUAGAGGUAUUAUCAAGGGUGAACCACAAGAAUUUUGUGAAUCUUAUUGGGUAUUGUGAAGAGAAAAAGCCAUUCACAAGGAUGAUGGUUUUUGAGUAUGCUCCAAAUGGAACGCUAUUUGAGCAUCUACACAUUAGAGAAGCAGAACAACUAGACUGGGUAAUGAGAAUGAGGAUAGCUAUGGGAAUAGCCUACUGUCUGGAGCACUUGCAUCAGCUGACACCACCCAUUGCCCACAGAAACCUGCUAUCUUCCUCUAUAUACCUGACUGAAGAUUAUGCUGCUAAAUUAUCGGACCUUAGUUUCUGGGAUGACAUAGUUGCUGCAAAGAAGGGUUCUGAAGCCACACAGCUCUUGGAAACAACUUCAGCAUAUAUAGAGGGAAAUGUUUAUAGUUUUGGAGUAAUAUUGUUUGAAUUGAUAACAGGGAGAAUCCCCUAUGCAGUGGACAAUGGCUUUCUUUUUGAUUGGGCAGCAGAAUACAUAAGGGGGCAACCCUUGAGGGACUUGGUGGAUACAAGUCUGAACUCUUUGCAAGCACAUGAAAUUGACAAAUGGUCUGAAGUGAUUAACAACUGUGUACAUCCAGAUCCAGAAAAAAGGCCAACUAUGAGAGAGGUCACUGCUAAGUUGAAGGAAAUCACUGCUAUGGAGCCUGAUGGAGCAGCUCCAAAAUCAUCCCCUCUUUGGUGGGCUGAGUUAGAAAUUAUGUCAACUGAUUUAAGUUCAGACAUGAAUCCAUAACCCCAAACAACAU